AUGGCGGUUUCAACAAGAAGAACAACCGGACCGGUGUUAAGAUCUCACUCGCCAGCCGGGAGAUUCUACAACUCGUCGUCGUCUUCCUUUGCCUCAGCCAGCUCCGCUUUCUCAUCCAGAUCCACUUCGUUUUUUGAACAAAGAUCGGCGUCGCCAACUCCGGUGAACGUAUUCGGAACAUCGUCGUCGUCCGUACGGUUUUCCUUCGACAACCGUCCGAUUUCUCCAAGCAGAUCAAUAUCUUCGCUGCCUAGGAAUCAUAAUCAGGCGGUGAAGAAACAGGAAACUCCGAAGAGGACGUGUAUGUGUUCACCUACGUCACAUCCAGGAUCAUUCAGGUGCAGCUUACAUAAGAACACCAACAACAACAGUAACCACCACAAUACGGCGACGUAUCCUUCAAAUCGUCUCAACGCGCGGAGGUCGGCGAUGACUAACUCGCUUGUCCGUAUAGGAACUGUCGAAGGUGGUGAUUUGGUGAAGCGAGCUCUUGCGGCGUUGAUCCGGCCAUCAUCUCAUCAGCAACGACGGAGAACCUCGUUUCAGGCUAGGCCUAGUCGGCUAUCAGUCAUGUCAAAGGCGGAGGAGUUGUAG
This is a messenger RNA of Lactuca saligna, 594 nucleotides long. The record is from the annotation of a GenBank genome assembly. Lineage: Eukaryota; Viridiplantae; Streptophyta; Magnoliopsida; Asterales; Asteraceae.